Molecule: messenger RNA, 502 nt
Organism: Pristis pectinata (smalltooth sawfish)
Lineage: Eukaryota; Metazoa; Chordata; Chondrichthyes; Rhinopristiformes; Pristidae
Gene: atp5mg
Product: ATP synthase, H+ transporting, mitochondrial F0 complex, subunit g
Exons: 3
Coding region: 92-415 (107 amino acids)
Biological process (GO): proton motive force-driven ATP synthesis
Molecular function (GO): proton transmembrane transporter activity
Source: RefSeq, a predicted model, not a curated record
CCCGGUGUAUUGUGGGCGGCGCGGAGUCAGGCAGAGAGACGGACACCUGGAAGCCGGGGACUUGGGGCAGGCCGCGGAGGUGACUUUGGAGAUGGCGGAGGCAGCGCGGCGGCUGGUGCAGCGGGCGGUGACCGGGGCGCCGGCGCUCGCCAGCGCUGCUGUGAAGUACUCAAGGCCUCGUCUAGCUACCUUCUGGAAAUAUGCUCGGGUAGAGCUGAGUCCUCCAACCCCUGGUGAAAUCCCUGUGGCUGUUGAAAGCUUCAAGGGCCUUGUUGCAUCAUUCAAGGCUGGGAGUUACAAACAAGUAACUGUCAAGGAUGCCGUGAGGAAUACACUGGUGGCCACCGAAGUUCUGAUGUGGUUUUACAUCGGUGAGGUCAUUGGCCGGGGAAGCUUGAUUGGAUAUAAUGUCUGAACUCCCUUCUUGACCCAGCAUUCCAUUGUAUAUGAAUGAACAUAACAAUAUUUCAAAAAUAAAUAAACCUAUUAUUAAGACUUGGAA